CGCGCAGGCUUUCUCUGAUUGCCAAAGCUUCGGUGCGUGCAUUUCUCGCUUUCUUGUUAUCGGGUUAAAUUGAGGUUCAGCAAUUGUGAAAUGCAUCGGAGGUAUUUCAGUAUUUGUGGGAUUUAUGAUUCCAUGCCCAGAUGCUUGCAUACAAAUGAAGCCAAGGAACAACAUUACAAUCUGCCAGUGCUAAUAUCGUAAUAUCUAGUGAGCUGGGUGAUUCAUUCUUGGAAGUAUAAAAGUAUGUGGAUGUAGUAUCAACAUUUUCCGUCAGAUGGAAAGUAGAAAUGGCAACAACACUCACUUUUUCGAGGGAAGUGGAUAUAUAACCACCGCUCAACCAUCAGAAACAACUCUGUUACAUGGGAAAAGUGCAGAAAUAACUACGACAUUUUCCUAUGAGACAAACUCUGCAAUGAACUCUGAUCUGCCAUCAUUUGAAGACAUAAUGGAUGACAAAACAAUGCUACUUCAAACCAAUAUUCUACUUACUGCUGUCCUUGUGGUUUGCUUUGCAACUUUUGCAGCAGUUAUCGCAGUUUGUAUUUGUUUCAUGAGGCGGCAUUGUCGUAAUCAGAGGAUCUCCCAUCCCAGUGGAGAACAAUAUCAUACAACUUUAGUAUCCAAGGCAACAUCUAUGACAGGCCUACAUGCCCCAACACAAGAAUAUUUUUCCACUAAAAUCGAAAAAUCAAAGGAUAUAUCUUCUGUUGACGAUCAAUGCAACCAAGUUGUGACGUGUGAACUGGGUCAAGGAAGAAGUGUGAAAAGUACACCAGACAUUUUCUCGCCUGAGUUCUCUGGGCCAGUUCACCCGAACAAGCGGCUCCAUAUACUUUCGUAUAAAAAUGUUUCUCACAAGCACUCCAACAUCUGCAAAUUGUAUAAAUGAUGUUGUAGAUACUCAUUCCCCAUCAUACACGAAAGGCAGAGUAGAUUCCCAAGCUGACAACCAGCACAUGAUGUUCUCUUUGGCAACAACACCAAGUAUUUAUACAUCUGCAUUUAGUGAUCAUAAACACAACGGUGCUCAACACAACAGAACUUCAGAACAUCACAGCUUACCAGAUUCAGGCAAUGAAAGAGACAAACUACAUGUUCGCUGUCUGACAAAGGGUCCUCAGACUCAGUCUGUUUCCUGGUUUGUUCCUCUGAAUGGAAUUCAACGAGAACCAUUGCGACAUUCUGUUGUUGAUUUAUCAGAUGAAGAAGUUGGAAUAGAUGAUGUUGCAUCCAGCCCUGAUUCCAGACCAAUGUCUGCAAAAAGGUACAGAAAAUCUCGGAAACCCGGAAAUGCUCCGUUGACUGAGGAGGUUGAGAGUGAAAAAUCUUACAAACACAAGGGCGAGUUAGUACUAUGUGAUCUUGAGAAUUUAGCACCUUCCGAAGCAUCAACCGUACUCGCUGAAAAUAUGCCAUUAAUGGUGGAUAAAGAAAACUUUCAUCUUGGUUCCUUCAAGUUGAACCUGUCACAGAUGAAAGCAAUAAUUUCAAAAGAGGUCGACUGAAAUCUGCUUUAUCGGAAAAUGGUGAAAGAGGUGAAAAUGAAGUUAAUGCAAGAUCAAGAUCAUUGUCUUCUCCAGAUGAAAAGACAAUGUGGAAACAGAGAGAGGAAAGACCUGUUCUUUUUCUUGGUGCUGAUUCAAGAUUUUUUCUUCUAGUUAUUUUUACUUGUAUGUACUGUUGCUUUCAGGACUGGGGGGGGAAUUUACCAUCGAAUGUGGGUUAAAAAAAUUGGACUCAAAUUCCGGGUUAAGAAUAAUCUUGACUCAGAUUCCAAAAAAAUCAAAUUUUGAAAAUGAAAACUUAUGCAAAGAAAGCCUUCUGAAAUAAAACUGGAAAGGAGGCUCCGUACUUGAGUUUUUUUU
Styela clava is the source of this 1868-nucleotide messenger RNA. RefSeq lists its product as uncharacterized. The record is from RefSeq and is a predicted model, not a curated record. NCBI's taxonomy places the organism in Eukaryota, Metazoa, Chordata, Ascidiacea, Stolidobranchia, Styelidae.